Messenger RNA from Phalaenopsis equestris, 717 nucleotides. RefSeq names its product mannose-specific lectin-like. Lineage: Eukaryota; Viridiplantae; Streptophyta; Magnoliopsida; Asparagales; Orchidaceae. The coding region runs from base 51 to 572 and encodes 173 amino acids. The record is from RefSeq and is a predicted model, not a curated record. The transcript has a single exon.
GCCCGCAGCAGAUCUAAACCAUACAAAAAUAUCUCCUUGAUUAACCAACCAUGGUUCUCUCCCAAAUGAUUAAGUCCCUUCUCUUCGCUGCAUCCCUCACAAUCCUUCUCGCCGACCCAUCCUCAGCUCAGACGUACAAUCACUUGCUCUCCGGUGAGCGUCUCAACGGAGGUGAAUCGCUCAGAAGUAUGAACUUACAACUCAUCAUCCAGUACGACUGCAACCUCGUUCUCUACGACUCUAAUUCAGCGAUUUGGGCUUCGGGAACCGGCGGUAGCGGUUCGGGCUGCUACCUCGCCAUGCAGAACGACGGCAAUCUCGUCAUCUACGACUAUUCAAAUAGGGCCAUAUGGGCGAGCAACACCGGAAGAGACAAUGGAUACUAUAUCCUUGUACUACAAAAGGAUCGCAAUGUUGUCAUAUAUGGCAAUCCCAUAUGGGCUACGGGGACUAAUUACGGUGGCUCUGUGGCCGUCGUCGUCACGGCUGCACGUAAUGGGACCGUGGGGGUUUCGGCGGCGAAGCAGAAUAAGGUGAGGAAAAUGGGUAAAAUUAUGGAGGGAAUGAUUUAAGAGUGAUGAAUAGGCAAAGACUUGUGUGUAUGAGCAAUGGUAAAUAAGAUAAGCAUUUCUAUAAAUGCUUGCUUUGUGUAUGGUUUCCUAGUCUUGUAUGUGGGAUCGUAUGGAUGAAAUAAAAUGGCUUCUUGUUGAGACUGGA